AUGGCCGAACAGUGCAGCAGCAGCAGCAGUGACCUGAUCGCCGCCGCCUCAGACGAAGGACAGUUGGUUGAAUUGCUGGAUCAAGAACAACAUCCAGCCGUGGUCGACAUCAAAGACAGUUUUCUUUCAAACAUGGAAGCCUGUUUCAAAGCAUUCGACAAAGACAAUGACGGUUUGAUGACGCUGUCCGACUUUGCUGCCUUGUGUCGUACUCUCUUCCGUAAUGAACAAGGAAAAGCUUAUGCCAUAGAGGAUAGUCGAUUGCAAGAAAUGUUUGACGUCUUCGAUCGAAACCAAGAUGGAUAUGUGGAUUUCCAAGAGUUUUCCUUCUGCUGGAAGCAAUGGAUUAAACCCAUUGUCCGCCCUAUUAGCGCUUUGAUCAUAGUCGACGUUCAAAACGAUUUCAUUACUGGAUCACUCUCCAUAUCUAACUGCCCCGCACAGCAGAACGGUCAAGACGUACUGAAACCCACCAAUAAAAUGCUGGAAACCGUACCAUUUGAAGUGGUCUUCUACUCCCUUGAUUGGCAUCCCGAAAACCACGUUUCCUUCAUCGAGAACGUCGGUAAACGUAAACUACAUCCAUCUAGCCAAAAAAAGGCAGAGGAAGCCGUGCUAUACGACACGGUAAUAUUUGAAGGACCUCCCUUGAACGAGCAAAAACUAUGGCCGAAGCACUGCGUCCAAAAUUCUUGGGGAGCAGAGCUCCACUCAGCCGUCAAGGUAAUGGACAACGGGAUCUUUGUCCAUAAAGGAGUUCAUCCGGAUAUCGAUUCGUAUUCCGCUUUUUGGGAUAACAACAAGAUGUCCAAAACUCCAUUGGCAUCUCUAUUGCAAAAAAAGAAAAUUACUGACCUGUACGUUUGUGGAUUAGCCUAUGAUGUUUGUGUCGGAGCGACGGCCAACCAUUCGUUGGAACAUGGCUAUCGAACGAUUUUGGUGGAUGAUGCCAGUCGAGGCAUAUCGCUGGACGAUAUCCAUCACACUCGUGAUAGUCUAGCUGAGAAGAAUGCCGUUGUCGUCCAUUCUUCACAGGUGAAGGAUAUGGUAGAGGGUCGUGAUAGGAGGCCUGAGCUUGGGUACUUUCAAGCUAUGCGUCUACGUCAGUUGCCACAAAAUGGUGGAAUUCGAGAUCCCAGCCCUGAUGACGCCUCACCUCGCGAUUCGGUCAUCUUUCUAACUUAGCCAGCCAUUGCUUUACUGCUAAAUUUUCUGAUGAUUUAUCACAAAUAAGUAAAAGAUCUUCUUAUUCAUCUGUCAGAUGAACCCUAAAAAGAUUUUAAUCAUUAUCUCAGCAAGCAAUUCGAUAGGAUCUGCUUCAAAAUAGUAUCAGUUAACACCAGCAAUGUAAUCUGCCACCUCAGAUUUCAUACCUCUAUUGUUGAUGAGGUCCCACACCUCAUGUUUCACUUUCAUUUCAAAUUAAAAUCUUCGUUGCAACUGGUAGAUAAUUUUCAGGCACUGUAUGAAAGCAUCAUUUAAUCCUUAAUAGUCCGUCCUGUAAAAUGUGAAAAAGUGAUAUUAUUCAUCCCCAUUCAUUGAUUAGUUUUAAAUGUAGGUUAAGAUGCAAUGUAUUUUUUUUCAUACCAUGAUGGGUCAGUUUACAGCUUGCCAUCAUUCCAAUAUGAACUAUUGAGAACUUAAUAACACUAAUCGCCAAGCCAUGGCCAAGCUGUCCAGCCGUAUGUUUACUAAUGAAUCAAAUCCACUGAAUUCAGGUUAUGAUAUCUUUCGCACGUGGUUUGGGUGUUGCAUAAUACAAGUUUACUUAUAACUACUA
Daphnia carinata is the source of this 1780-nucleotide messenger RNA. RefSeq lists its product as uncharacterized. The record is from RefSeq and is a predicted model, not a curated record. Gene Ontology annotation, molecular function: calcium ion binding. The transcript has 9 exons. NCBI's taxonomy places the organism in Eukaryota, Metazoa, Arthropoda, Branchiopoda, Diplostraca, Daphniidae. The coding region runs from base 1 to 1185 and encodes 394 amino acids.